Nicotiana tabacum (common tobacco) is the source of this 1339-nucleotide messenger RNA. Its product is annotated as bifunctional monothiol glutaredoxin-S16, chloroplastic. Lineage: Eukaryota; Viridiplantae; Streptophyta; Magnoliopsida; Solanales; Solanaceae. Gene Ontology annotation, cellular component: mitochondrial matrix. The record is from RefSeq and is a predicted model, not a curated record.
GUACUCCAGUUGAUCAAAAUAAUCCAAUUGUUGAGCCCAAACAAAAGAGAUUUAACUCAUCCAACUACAGUCCGCUCUUCAGUAUCCACCAUUUGUUCUUCUUCACCUUCUUCAUCUUCUUGGUGUUAUUGCCAUGGCCACAUUUAACAUCUCAUAUCUCUCAAAACCCAAUUCGUCUCUUCCCAUUUUCUCCAAUUUUUCUUCCCAAAAUACCCCUUCAUUUUCCUCUUAUUCUAUUCCCAAACCCUCCUUCCUUUUCCCUUCGAUUACCCUCCGACCCAAUAGCAGAACCAGAACUCGCCACGUAAGCAUCGUCGUUUCAGCUGUAAAAAAGCUCUCUGAGACAGACCCUUUAACCGUGCCUCUAGAACCUGUCGAAAUUUCUGGAAGCUUCCCGAAGGAAUCUGGUGUGUAUGCGGUGUAUGAUAGUAAUGGUGUUCUGCAAUUUGUUGGCAUAUCGCGAAACAUUGCCGCCAGUGUUCUUUCUCAUAAGAAUACUGUACCCCAACUCUGCUCUUCCGUAAAGGUUGGUGUGGUAGAUGAGCCAGAUAGAACAGCUUUAACCGAAUCAUGGAAAUCAUGGAUGGAAGAGCAUAUUGCAGCCACCGGAAAGGUCCCACCGGGUAACGAACCAGGAAACUCAACAUGGGUACGUCAGCCACCAAAGAAGAAGACUGAUCUGAGGUUAACACCAGGUCGUCAUGUGCAAUUGACAUUGCCCUUGGAGGACCUCAUUGACCGGCUUGUGAAGGAAAACAAGGUGGUUGCUUUCAUAAAAGGGUCAAGAAGUGCACCACAAUGUGGAUUUUCACAGAGGGUGGUUGCCAUGCUUGAAAGUGAAGGUGUCGAUUAUGAAAGUGUCGAUGUACUUGAUGAAGAGUACAACUACGGAUUGAGGGAGACGUUGAAGAACUAUAGUAACUGGCCUACAUUUCCACAAAUUUUUGUGAAGGGUGAGUUGGUUGGUGGGUGUGAUAUCUUGACCUCGAUGUAUGAGAAGGGUGAACUUGCCAACUUGUUCAAAAGCUAAAUGUUCAAUUAGCAGUAAAGAAUGUACCUUUAUUGUAAGAGUUGACAUGAGAUUAUAUACAUCAUUGCACUAAUUCACUCAUCAGUGUAUCUGGUGGUCUGGAAAUAGUGGAAUAGUUGGAAACGAAUUCAUUGUUUCUGUGUACAAGAGAACUUUGUUAUAACUAGCAACUUGGAAAUUUUGAGUUUUUUGUGAUAAAGAACUCCUAUAUGGGAUCUUCAUGUGCUCUGUUGAUGUACUUGAAAAUGUAUUGGAUAAGGAAAACAGACAAUGGCAGAACUUAUACAAGAUGGAUGAGUGCCCUCUGUA